AUGUCUAACUCCGAGCUCGCUGUUUCCUAUGCCGCCCUGAUCCUGGCCGAUGACGGCGUUGACAUCACGUCCGAGAAGCUCCAAUCCAUUCUGAAAGCCGCGAAUGUCGAGGAUGUUGAGCCCAUCUGGUCCUCUCUGUUCGCCAAGGCUCUGCAAGGCAAGAAUGUGAAGGAUAUUCUGCUCAACGUUGGAUCGGGCGGUGGUGCCGCUCCCGCUGCCGCCGGAAACGCCCCAGCUGCUGCUGGCGGCGCCGCGGCUGCGGAGGAGAAAGUUGAGGAGAAGGAAGAAGAGAAGGAGGAGUCCGACGAGGACAUGGGCUUCGGUCUUUUCGACUAA
Messenger RNA from Paracoccidioides brasiliensis Pb18, 336 nucleotides. Its product is annotated as 60S acidic ribosomal protein P1. Gene Ontology annotation, biological process: cytoplasmic translation; translational elongation. Gene Ontology annotation, cellular component: cytosolic large ribosomal subunit; ribosome. Bases 1 to 336 code for a protein of 111 amino acids. The transcript is spliced from 4 exons. The record is from RefSeq and is a predicted model, not a curated record. Gene Ontology annotation, molecular function: ribonucleoprotein complex binding; protein kinase activator activity; structural constituent of ribosome.